Didymodactylos carnosus is the source of this 438-nucleotide messenger RNA. The record is from the annotation of a GenBank genome assembly. NCBI's taxonomy places the organism in Eukaryota, Metazoa, Rotifera, Eurotatoria, Philodinida, Philodinidae.
AUGACAAAUAGGACCUUUAAAGCUGAAAUUGAAAUUACUGGUUAUGUAGGUGCAGUUAUUGGUCGUCGCGGUUUAACAGUUCAAUGUAUACAAUCUGAAUCUGAUGCAAAAAUUGAAAUUGUAACGCAACCAGAUUCUGUUUGUCAAAUUGCUCAAAUUCAAGCCGAGACUGAACAUUCAUUGAAUAUUGCAAUCAGCAAAAUAAAUAAGAUACUCUAUGAACAGCAGCGACAGCCACCUGAGUUAAAUUCUUUGCAAAAAUACAAAAGUCAUCCAAAUGAACCUUGUGACUGGAAAUCGACUGGAUCUCGUCAAGAGGUUGAUCGAGUACAUAAUAAAGGUUGCGGGAAAUAUCGAGCAUACAAAUGCGCAAAAUGUGGAAAAUUUCAACGUCGCUAUCUGAACAAAAAUGAGAAAAAAAAAUAUUAUGAUGACUGA